AACUUCGUGCCCUCUCCGUCAACUUCCGGUCUUUUUACCCAUCGCGAUAAGAAGCAGAGAGCCGGUUGCGGGAGGGUGCAGGCGGGAAAGCCGGCUGGGCUCUUAGAAGCAGCUCUCGCGAGAUGUAGGGAGGCUGUAACUUGCCUAGAGGGGCGGAGGCCGGAGAGGAACCACGUGGGGACUCCUGGAGCUGAAUCUCAGGCGGGCAUCCAAUUUGGGUCUAGAUUGAAGUUGGAACCGUGGAGAUGCGGAAGGAAACACCGCCGACCCUAGUGCCCCCGGCAGCCCGGGAGUGGAACCUUCCCCCUAAUGCUCCCGCUUGUAUGGAGCGGCAAUUGGAGGCUGCGCGGUACCGGUCUGAUGGGGCGCUCCUGCUCGGGGCUUCUAGCCUGAGCGGCCGCUGCUGGGCUGGCUCUCUCUGGCUUUUCAAGGACCCUUGUGCCGCUCCAAACGAAGGUUUCUGCUCUGCUGGAGUCCAGACGGAGGCCGGAGUGGCUGACCUCACUUGGGUAGGGGACCGAGGUAUCCUAGUGGCUUCUGAUUCAGGUGCUGUUGAAUUGUGGGAGCUGGAUGAGAAUGAGACGCUCAUUGUCAGCAAGUUCUGCAAGUAUGAGCACGAUGACAUCGUGUCUACAGUCAGUGUCCUGAGCUCCGGCACACAUGCUGUCAGUGGUAGCAAAGACUUCUGCAUCAAGGUUUGGGACCUUGCUCAGCAGAUGGUUCUCAAUUCAUACCGAGCUCACUCGGGGCAGGUCACCUGUGUUGCUGCCUCUCCCCACAAGGAUUCUGUGUUUCUUUCAUGCGGUGAGGACAGUAGAAUUUUACUGUGGGAUACCCGCUGUCCAAAGCCAGCAUCACAGAUGGGCUGCAGUGCCUCUGGCUACCUUCCUACCUCCCUGACUUGGCAUCCUCAGCAGAGUGAAGUCUUCGUCUUUGGUGAUGAGAAUGGGACUGUCUCCCUCGUGGACACCAAGAGUGCAAGCUGUGCCCUCAGCUCUGUUGUGCACUCCCAGUGUGUCACUGGGCUGGUGUUCUCCCCACACAGUGCUCCCUUCCUGGCCUCUGUCAGUGAGGACUGCUCACUUGCUGUGCUGGACUCAGGCCUUUCCGAGGUGUUUAGAAGCCGAGCCCACAGAGACUUUGUGAGAGAUGCUACUUGGUCCCCGCUCAAUCACUCCCUUCUUACCACAGUGGGCUGGGACCAUCAGGUCAUCCACCAUAUCCUGCCCACAGAACCUCUCCCAGAGCCUGGACCUAAGAGUGCUGCCGAGUAGAUUGGAUUUCAGACAAGAAGUGAAUCCCCCAUGAGUAUCCACGCCCUUUGCCCCUGCCCUCUCAGUUUAUGAGACAAUAGAGGAGCCUUAUGCAGUAUGUUGGUAAACCACAUCUGUGCAGUUCAAAGGCGCUGUGUCUCAGCCUAGGGGAGGCUGGAUCCUGGGGUCCUGUAGUCAGGGAAGAAAAAUUCCCUUGAACAUGGAUGUGUGUGUGUCUGAGUGUGUGUUUAGAUACGUAGUCUUUGUAGGUAGGGGAAGGGAGAAAAAUAUCCAUCCCGUGUCUUCCCAGAGCCCAAUCCUCCCCACACCCUAAAAAUUAGCAAGGGAUUUUUAUGCUUCCUGCUGUAGCUGUGCAUUAGGAAUUGGCCAUGUCUGAGGUACGGGAUGUGGGCAUUCCUGGAUUCUUGGAAACUGCUCAUAGAGAUAGGAGCAACUUUAUUUUUUUAUAGAGCUUAAUUCAGCUUUAUCAUGAGCAGUACUUCCAUUUACAUCCAGUCCAGCCCACCUUAAGGAAGAGCCAGGACACUCACCACAGUUUUAUGCAUCUCCUUGUUAUUAAACCGAGCCAGAAGUCCAGUUUCUGGCCGAAUGAGAAGUUUGGCUGGUACCCAUGUAAUGCCCCUCACUGCCGCCGCCCCCAUGGAGUUGGUGUUGAUGAGGAUGCAUGUAUUUCUGUCGUAGAUGCCAUAGAAGAGGUUCAGGACGGAGAGCUUAGAAGCGUUUCAGUUAAAAACUGGCUUAGACCUACAUAGGGAUGUCUGCCACCUUCCCACCUGAAAACAGCCUGGGGCCUGACCUUUUUUUUCCUCUGGGUCCCUAUCUCUGGACAUAGGAAACCUGAAUGCUAUUUUGGGGGACUCUGAAGAGUUUAAAUACAGCAUCAGAGAGAGAAGUACCGGUCAGUGAAAUAAAAAGUUGAUUCAUCGUUGGCUUGUCUUUUGAAGCAUGUGUGUUAUGUGCAGUUAGACAUGUCACUUACAUGAGUCAUCAAGGUAUCUAUCUUAGAGCCCGUUACUUUUUCAUGUGCUUCCCCAGCCCCGCAGAGUAGCUAGUUGAAACUUAAGGUAAAUAUUUGUUUACUGAAUUGGUGGCUGCUGCCACUUAGAAGUUAUGGAUCAAUUACUCAUUGUAUUGAAACUAAAUUAAAUCAAUUACGUACUUUUGUGCUUUGCAAGUUUUGUUUAGCUAAAAUCUCAUGAAACUGGGGUAGUUUCAUGGGCGAAGUAUUUGUAAGUAAAGCUGCUGUGUUUCACCCUUGCUGAGCAUGAGCUCUGGUCUCACAAUUACCCUCAAGUAAAAGCAUGGGACUUUGUUAUUAGAUGGUCUACCUAUUGGGUUUGGGGAGAGGUGAGAAUGAAGCCUUCACUGUUCUUCCAUGUGACUUUAGAGAGGUAAUAGGGUGUGUUGAUAGAAACUCUUUAAGUUCUUCCUGGAGAUAAAAGCUUAAAAUUUGUUAUCUCUUAGAGAGAGUGAGGUAGGUAGGAAUUAAAUUUGCAUAGGCCUGUUCCUCAUGGACUUUGAAUAGUGGAGAGAAAACUCAGUGAAAGAGAUAAUCCAGGGAAAUGAAUGUAUUGUGUCAAGGUGGUUAAAAUGACACCAAAGGAGAAAACCUAGAGUUUGAAGAACCACUUUACUUAGUGUGAAAAAUAUUAGGAUUCAGAUAAACCUGUGCUGAAGAGAAUAAUUCCAUCGAUGGUCAUCACCAAGACAUUUGCAAAUGUAAUCAAAGUCAUGUUAGAAAUGAGCGUCCAGUUUUGGUUGACUGUGUCUACUAUGGUGAGAAAGAAGAUUGUUCAAGACAGAAGAUGACCUCAGAAUAAUCAGAAAUGUACUAUCACGUGGGGUUAUUCACUAGUCUUUUACUUGAGAAUAGUUUCAGUAGCAGGAGCACAGGUUUGCUGAUAACGGGUGGAAAUGGGCUCAUUUUGUUUUGUUUAAAACCAUACAAGUAUCUAUUUUGUGUUUAAUUUCACUGGUUCACAUGUCUGAACACCUGCAGUAAAUCUGUCUCCGUUUUCACUGUCCUUACUCAAGUCCACUAACCUGGUUGACCGUAUACCACUACUGAUUUCUAGUGCUCAGAGCAGUAGACACAGGUUGGCUCAAGUACUGUUUCAGGUAGCUCCAGACAUCAGGUUCAUUCUCCAGGAUCUGUCCUGCCCCACAAGACAGUAGGAGGCUUGUCUUUAUUAGCUCUGUAGGCAUUACCUGCUGGUUCACAGUCUCACUGAGGCAGCAGAAUCACCCAGGCUCUGACUGGGCGUCUAGUCAUAUGUACUCUGGGCAGUGUGGUAGGGCACAAGAUGGGGAGAGCGAGAGUGGGAAGAUGUAUAUAGUUAUUUCCCACUCACUCAGUUACAGAGGGCUUCAAAACUUCCUUGCCACAUCUAGACCUAAAAAUGGGCUCUGAGUUUUUAAAAGGCAGAUUUGUGGCAUUUGGACAGCAUAAGCAAUAUUAGUAUUUCCGUGGUUGCUUGACUUGUAUCUAUAAACUAAAAGAAUAGGGAAAGAAAAAGAAAAGCUCAUUCCAAAUUGCUAUGUAAGCAUUUCUUUCAGUAAGAUAUACACCGAAUAUUUGUAUGCAGUCUAGGGAAGUUUUAGGGCAUCUAAGGAGAGCCAACAGAGUGUGAAAAGCUGAAAGAAUUCACAUCAAGUUGCUGUUUAUACAUCUGGGUCAUACUGAACUUUAGAAUCACUUGUGCCGGGAACUGAUUUUGUUCCCCAAAAGGGUAAGGAAGCUCUAAUCUGAUUUUUGAGGUGAGUAAAGUUUCUGAUGAGCAUCAGCAGUCUAUAUAGCUUGAUUUCGGAAGAGUAAGCAGACCAGUUUUGAACCCCAACGUUUCCUUACUGAGUUCUCUUACCACAAAUGGAUAGCUGUGGAGUUUUUCAUCUUCAUUAUGUGGUUAUAGGACGUGUGCUAUCCAGAGAGUGAAGGAGGUGCAGAGAUAAGGACAGGAAAUGUUAACUCAUUUUCAGUUACAGAGGCAUUUAAGGUACAAUUGCUGAUCCUAAAAUCUGUGUCGUCUGGAGCAGUAAGGUUUACUGUAGUCCUCAACGUAUUCUGAAAACUCUGCUUGUCUUGUAAAUGAUGUUCUGCUGCUUCAGUGUAUAAUAGAUCAUCAGAAUUCAAAAGGUCAGUAAUAAAGGGCUUCACCUCCAAAUGUCAUCCUUUUAA
Capra hircus (goat) is the source of this 4449-nucleotide messenger RNA. RefSeq names its product WD repeat domain 77 (gene WDR77). Gene Ontology annotation, molecular function: protein binding. The transcript is spliced from 10 exons. The coding region runs from base 246 to 1274 and encodes 342 amino acids. Gene Ontology annotation, cellular component: methylosome. NCBI's taxonomy places the organism in Eukaryota, Metazoa, Chordata, Mammalia, Artiodactyla, Bovidae. The record is from RefSeq and is a predicted model, not a curated record. Gene Ontology annotation, biological process: oocyte axis specification.